Messenger RNA from Acanthosepion pharaonis, 1683 nucleotides. The record is from the annotation of a GenBank genome assembly. Lineage: Eukaryota; Metazoa; Mollusca; Cephalopoda; Sepiida; Sepiidae.
AUGAGCCCAAAAUUCAAAUUACAUGUCACGAAUACUAAAAUCUGCCUCAUCUACUAUCCACUUCCGCUUCAUCUGCAAUCCACUUCUGCCUCACCUGCUAUCAUCUUCGCCUCACCUGCUAUCCUCUUCUGCCUCAUCUGCUAUCCACUUCUGCCUCACUUGCUAUCCUCUUCCGCCGCACCUGCUAUCCACUUCUGCCUCACCUGCUAUCCUCUUCCGCCUCACCUGCUAUCCACUUCUGCCUCACCUGCUAUCCACUUCCGCCUCACCUGCUAUCCUCUUCUUCCUCACCUGCUAUCCACUUCCGCCUCACCUCUAUCCACUUCUGCCUCACCUGCUAUCCUCUUCCGCCUCACCUGCUAUCCACUUCUGCCUCACUUGCUAUCAUCUUCGCCUCACCUGCUAUCCACUUCUGCCUCACCUGCUAUCCUCUUCUGCCUCAUCUACUGUUCCACUUCAGAUACCUUCUGUUCCUCUUCCCGCUCAAUGCUAUCCAGAGAGCCUCACCUGCAAAUCCACUUCCGCCUCACCUGCUAUCCUCUUCCGCCUGCUACCACUUCCAUCCACUUCCGUUCACCUGCUUCCUCUUCUGCCUCACCUUUAGCUAUCCUCUUCCGCCUCGCCUCUAUCCAAAUCUGCCUCACCUGGAAAUCCAAAUCUGCCUCAAAAUCCAUCUGCCUCCACUUCUGCCUCAAAGGCUAUCCUCUUCCGCCUCACCUUCCAAGUCCUCCUCUAUUAUUGAUCCUCUUCUCUCCCUUUAAAUCCACUUCCGCCUCACCUGCUAUCCUCUUCUUUCCUCACCUGUUUUGCUUAUCAAUCCCUGCUAUCUGCCUCACCUGCUAUCCUGUUCCGCCUCACCUGCUCAUGAACAGGCAUUACCUCUUCCGCCUCACCUGCUAUCCACUUCUGCCUCACCUUAUCCUCUUCUGCCUCACCUGCUAUCCACUUCCGCCUCACCUGCAAUCCUUUCUGCCUCACCUGCUAUCCACUUCACCCUCUGCCCCACCUGCAAUCAUUUCUUCCCUCACCUGCUAUCCACUUCCGUUCACCUCCCUAUCCACUUCUGCCUCUUCGCCUUGGCGGCAUCCUCUUCUGCCUCACCUGCUAUCCACUUCUGCCUCACCUGCUAUCCCAUCUGCCUCAUCUUCAUUCACCUGGAUCCACUUCUGCCUCACUUGCUAUCCACUUAACCUCACCUGCUAUCCCCUUCUGCCUCACCUGCUCCUAAGACGCCUCACCUUUAUCCUUAUCUUCGCCUCACCUGCUAUCCUUCCGCCUCACCUCCUAUCCUCUUCCCUCAUCCGCCUCACCUGCUAUCCACUUCCGCCUCACCUGCUAUCCACUUCUGCCUCACCUGCUAUCCUCUUCCACCUCACCUGCUAUCCACUUCCCGCCUCAAAAUCCAAUCCUCUUCUGCCUCACCUGCUAUCCACUUCCGCCUCCACCUGCUAUCCUCUUCCGCCUUGGAAAAAUCCGACUUCCGCCUCACUUUGCUGUCCUCUUCCAAACACCUGCAAUCCACUUCUGCCUCACCUGAAUCCUCUUCUGCCUCAAAAAUCCCUUCCGCCUCACCUGAAAUCCUCAUCCGCCUCACCUGCUAUCCAAACCGCCUCACCUCUAUCCACUUCUGUUUCACCUGCAACCACAUCUGCCUCACCUGCAAUCCUCUUCUGCCUCACCUGA